UAAAGAGACAAACGAAAAAAUAUGUCUAUUGCACUUCAGAUGAAAGCUUCAGAGAACUGGCUAGAUGAGAGAACAACAAGGUCAGCAAUGAUGAACCAGGAUGGAAAUUCUGCCCAACAAAUGCCAGUUUCCAAGUGCGAGAUGCAUCUGGAAGCAAAAGUAGAACAAGAGAGGCGGCGGAGGUACAUCCUGAUUAAGGAGUACAACAGGCUGACAUCUGCCGUAAAGGAAAGACGAGACACGCUGACGCAGUUAAGGAAAGUGAUCAACUCUCAGCCGGCGACUGGCGAGAGUAAAGACACGGUGGAGUGGUGUCAGCAAAUACGACAGCUGGAGAACAGCCGAGAGAAAAUGAAGAUAAAGAUGAAGGCGACUGAGAGGAUCCAGGCCACCUACCUGUUCAUCUGUGAACAUCUGAAGAGUGAACUCCAAGCCAUGGAUAAAGUGAUGGUUCAGAAGGAGCGGGAGGUCCUGCGGGGCCAGGUGAAGUUGGAAAAAGCAAAGAAAAUACUGGAGUGUGCAUUACCUGGUGUUCACAAUGCAGUGGAUGAGAUGGUUCAGAUGGAAGACGAGUUCAUCGCGAAGGGGCGAGAAAUAAACGGCAUGCUCUAUGAGCUGGCCGCCGAAAAAAAGGAGCUGAAACAUCUUAUCGAACUGUCGGCGCAGAGCGGCUUUAAAGAGCAACUGCAGGGGACCGAGGAAGACAAAGCCUACUUGGCUUCUCCCACGGAAUUCGCACAAUCUGCUGCAGAUAAUCAGUGUGAUGCGUCUGUGUCGGACAUGAAGCUGAUGGAGGACAUGAGUGCUCUGAGGGAGGCUCUGGACUUUGCGGAUGUGCAGAAAGCCGUCAAGGAGCAGCUCCUCUCUGAGAAAGACCUUUAUGAGGAAGAGAUCAGGGACAAAACCAGGACCCUGGCUGAGUUAGAACUUCACUAUACUGAGCUCAAAUUCAGAAAAAACCCUGUAACAACAAGGUUAGACAAGUUAAAAGAAGAAAGACUGGAAAUGCUGAGGCAGGAGAAAGGCCGUGUUCAAAGACUCCAGACCGAGCUGCAUAACUCACAGGAUCAGUUGGAUACCAUCAAGCAGGGCGUCAACAACCUCUACUUUCUGUCAAGCUGUGGGCCCGUGGAGGAAGUGAUCAGCAUAUCCUGCAUGGACAAACUGGAGGAUAUCAGGUUGCAUCUCCAGAGGUUACGGCACAGAACAAAGACCCAGAGGCCCGCUAGCGGCGUGGACAGAGACAGGGUGUACAAGUUGAUGGAAGAUAUUACCACACAGGACAUGAAAAACAACAGAAGACCCGAAUCCCCUCCAGACCCUCUUGAGUCAAGUGAGGAUGAGGAGGGCUGCUGUCUCACCCGAGAGGAGCUCAAACGCAACAGCGCUCGGCUGAUUGAAGCCAAUCAGAAGAAAUAGUUCUCCAGGAGAGGCAAGACACACUCAUACAGACCUCCACCCCAGUGAGGACGUGAGAAAAUAAAAAGCCCCCUUUAUUAUUCAAACUGUAAUUAUUGCCUAUGUGUGUUUGAAUGAUAAUAUUGCUACCCUUCAACCCCUCACUGGUAAUACAGGAGCCUUUUAGCUG
Molecule: messenger RNA, 1588 nt
Organism: Menidia menidia (Atlantic silverside)
Lineage: Eukaryota; Metazoa; Chordata; Actinopteri; Atheriniformes; Atherinopsidae
Source: the annotation of a GenBank genome assembly